AUGUUUGUCAGAGCCACGCAAAGAAAUAGAGUCACCACGUCGGUGUUCAGCUCCACUUUUGCCAUAUGUUUUCUUCUAGUCGGUGCCAAUUCGGUGCUCCCGUGCCCUGUUGACUCCGUCCACGGCAACGACUCUGUCGUCGACGAGCGCCUAAACCGGCCCGAAAAGAAAACGUCCGGAAAAGACGUCUGA
This is a messenger RNA of Metschnikowia bicuspidata var. bicuspidata NRRL YB-4993, 192 nucleotides long. RefSeq lists its product as uncharacterized. The record is from RefSeq and is a predicted model, not a curated record. Lineage: Eukaryota; Fungi; Ascomycota; Pichiomycetes; Serinales; Metschnikowiaceae. Bases 1 to 192 code for a protein of 63 amino acids. The transcript has a single exon. Gene Ontology annotation, biological process: mitochondrial respiratory chain complex IV assembly.